AUGGUCUUAGUUGCUUCAAUCGCCAAAAAGGCUCUCGCUGCUCUUGCACUUGCUAUAUACGCUGAAGGUUUUGUCAUCCCCGAGGGAAACAACAAAAGAGACGGUGCUGGUUACAUUUCGUUGGAUUUCGACGUCAUCAGGAAGCCGGUGCAUGUCAAUGCUACUAAAAUUGGCGAGAACUCACAGGAAAAAAGGUAUAUCCCUUUGCCCUUGGAUAACCAAGGCCCCUCAUAUGCUGUUAACAUCACCUUGGGGUCAAACAAGCAACCAAUUACUGUGACCAUUGAUACGGGAUCAAGCGACCUUUGGGUCGUUGAUGCAAACGCUGUAUGCGAAAACCAGUCCGACUGCAAAGAUUCGGGAACUUUCAAUCCCAAAACCUCAAAAACUUUCCAAAGUUUGGGAAAAAGCUUUGAGAUUGAAUACGGCGACCACACCACUUCCAAGGGAACUUGGGCAAAGGACACUGUUGGACUUGGGGGCGCGUCAAUCACGGCACAGCAGUUUGCCGAUGUUAACACCACCUCAGUCGCGGGAGGGAUCCUUGGAAUCAGCGUUCCUGGAAGUGAGACCCAAAACUUGAACUAUGACAACGUCCCCAUCACUUUGAAGAAGCAAGGCAUCAUUAAGACCAACGCUUACUCGUUGUUCUUGAACGAGCCAGAAGCCUCGUCUGGUCAGAUUAGCACAGGAGACCAAAAUUACGGAGCGGGGAGCACUGGUCAAAUUAUUUUUGGCGGAGUGGACCAUGCCAAGUAUCACGGAGCUCUUAUCGAAGAGAAAAUUGUGCCUACUACCCCACAGAGAUUAGCCAUCACUUUGAACGAGUUCUCAUACAACGGAUUAAACUUCACCGUCAAUGAGCCGGCAGUUUUGGACUCUGGUAGCACAGUUUCUUAUUUGCCAAGGGAAAUUGUCGAGGCUAUUGCUGAAAAGGUUAACGCUGCCGAGUUCACCACCCCAGACGGCGGCUCUGAGUACGUCAUUCCUUGCGACUUUGAUGCUACUGGAAACGCCACAUUCAGCUUCCAAAAUGGUGCUGCUAUCGGCGUGCCAUUGAAUCUGUUUGGAUUCGGCCAAGGCUUCUGCAUACUCGGCGUGCAACCUAUGGUAGAAGGAUUGGGAAUAUCUGCCGUUUUGGGAGACAACUUCCUCAGAUACGCCUAUGUGUUGUACAACCUUGAUGCAAACACCAUUAGCUUGGCACCCGUUAACUUCACCGACAAAUCAGACAUCGAAGCUAUCUAG
This is a messenger RNA of Lodderomyces beijingensis, 1248 nucleotides long. NCBI's taxonomy places the organism in Eukaryota, Fungi, Ascomycota, Pichiomycetes, Serinales, Debaryomycetaceae. The record is from the annotation of a GenBank genome assembly.